GUUUUACUGGGAACGAGAAAGGAUGUCAUCCAGGAGACGGGAACCUGUGAAAUGUUGGGAAGGAGGGGGGCAGCUGGAGCCUUCGUGCGGUGCUGGUGGGAGGGCAGAACGGUGCAGCCACUUGGAGAAAUGGUUGAGCGCUUUCUGAAAAGUUCAACACCCACUUACUAGACGCCACACUAGUCCCACUCCGAGGGGCCUACCUGAGAGAAACGGGAGUGUAGGGUGAACAAAGUGUCACGUAGAAAUGUUUAGCGCAGAACCUGAGGGAAGAAUAAACACGCGUCCAGUUGAAUAGGACUCAGCAAUCGAAAGAAACGACUCACACGUGCUACACUGUGGAUGGAACUUGAAAACACUAUAAAAUGAACAGAGCCCAGCCCCAAACAGUACAGUGUGUUGGACCCCAGUUACGCUUCCUGCUGCGGAUAGUUCUAUUUCCUGGAUGUAGCAUGAAUUAUUUAACUGAGCCCCAUCGUUGGAUCUGAACUCGUUUUCCAUUUAUGUCAAUAUGACGAAUAGCAUAUGAAUAUAAGGUGGCCAAUCUUAAUUAUGUCUUUGGACAAAUGCCCCGAAGUGGAAGUGCCCAUGUGAAAGUCUGUCCAUGUUCGGCCAAGUGGCCCUUCACAAAGUGCGCGCGCUCUGUGCUCCCACCGGCAGGGCGCAAAUGUCAACGGCUAGGGUCUCGAGCGUAGCCCCGCUUACCGCGCAGUGGGGGCACCCUCCAAACCCAGGAGCCCCAUCCUCACGCCGCUCUGUUUGUCCGCAGACGCCCAGUGAGCAGCCUCCAUGGCCUGGCCUUCCUGCAGCAACAACUGCCAACUGGCAGCCUUCAUCCUGGCCACCGUAGGAUGGGUCCUCGCCAGCACCUGCAUGGGCCUCUCGGAGUGGCGCGUGUGGCGCACGGAGAGCCUGCCUUUCUCCCCCUCCAGUGUGGUCUGUGUGGGGAUGUGGAAGAUGAGUGACACCAACAGAGUCGAGUAUUGUCAACAUUACAGCUACCGGGAUAUUUAUCUCCCUCUGGAUGUCCGUGUCUCUCAAUAUCUACUGCUGGUCGCCAGCAUCCUAGGUCUUUUGGAAAGAGCCUCCGUCAUCUUUGCACUUAGAAAUCUGUACAUAGGAUCUCUUCCGAAGGAGGCCACGGUCGGUCCAUUUAUUGCCUCGGGAAUUCUGAACAUAACCGCUGGGGUGUGCGUCUCGAUCGCCGUGGCCUGGAAUUACCACCCGGUGACAAACAAGGAGGGGAUCGCCUUCCCGCCGUCGCUCUGUAUACCCUUCAAGCCUGAGACCCAGGUGGUAGGCAGCACGGUUUUGGUGGCGUGCCUGGGGGCCGUCCUAAUGCUCUGGAGUGGGCUGGUUUUCAUCUCUUACAGACACCCCAAUGCUCACCUGGUAUGUCCUCAAGCUUCAGAAGUGUAAUAGCCUUGUUGCAUUGGCUUCCCAAAUUCAAGAUUGCCAAGGGCUUGUGAGAGGCUUAGUGGGAUGGGCUAGCAAGUAUUUGAAGGAUUCUAGACCAUGCCAAAGGUAGUCGUGGGCAGAAAGUAGCUAACUGUUUCCUUCUGUUACUUUCUAUGUCUCUGGUUCAUUGUAAGAAAAUUUCACUUCAAACAAUCUUCCCCACCUGCCGGUUGGUCUUAUUGAAUCUGAAUUUCAAUAAAUAAGUAAAUAAAUUGAAUAAAUAAUCUAUACUAUAAA
This is a messenger RNA of Suricata suricatta (meerkat), 1695 nucleotides long. It is a transcript of the gene CLDN34, whose product is annotated as claudin 34. NCBI's taxonomy places the organism in Eukaryota, Metazoa, Chordata, Mammalia, Carnivora, Herpestidae. Gene Ontology annotation, cellular component: plasma membrane; bicellular tight junction. Gene Ontology annotation, molecular function: structural molecule activity. The coding region runs from base 790 to 1419 and encodes 209 amino acids. The transcript has a single exon. The record is from RefSeq and is a predicted model, not a curated record. Gene Ontology annotation, biological process: bicellular tight junction assembly; cell adhesion.